This is a messenger RNA of Bubalus bubalis (water buffalo), 9699 nucleotides long. RefSeq names its product NEDD4 binding protein 1 (gene N4BP1). Lineage: Eukaryota; Metazoa; Chordata; Mammalia; Artiodactyla; Bovidae. The record is from RefSeq and is a predicted model, not a curated record. Bases 4020 to 6743 code for a protein of 907 amino acids. The transcript is spliced from 7 exons. Gene Ontology annotation, biological process: negative regulation of proteasomal ubiquitin-dependent protein catabolic process; negative regulation of protein ubiquitination. Gene Ontology annotation, cellular component: PML body; nucleus.
AGGCCAGAAUGCUGAAAUAAUUUGCCAUUCCCUGCUCCAGUGGACCACAUUUGUCAGAACUCUCCAUCAUGAUCCAUUAGAGAUUUGUAGGUAUUUAUAUUAAAUGUUUGUUUUCUGCAAGGCAUUUUAAUGCUUCUAAUUUACAUAUAUUCUGUAGGAAUCAUGUGUCAGUGUCUAAAAAUAUUACUCUUCCUCCUUUCUUUUCUCUUAGAGAUAACAUACAAACCAUUUAUGCAAGAGCAUCCUGAGUUACAAGAAAACUUUAGAAUCCUUAAAUGUACAGCCAAAGUAGAGAACUGCUGAUUGGAACGAUUUUAGAGCUCUGCCCGUAGUACAUUAAAGCUUCGUUGCCUGCGUAGUUUCUCCUUCCUCACUGAUGUGUGGUUGACUUGUGUAUCUUCUGUUAUAUUGUACCAGGGCACAGUUACGCUCCUGGCACCUGCCAGAGUGUGUCAUCUCCGAACUCAUGACAGAUGAUCCCACGUUGCUACAUUUUUCAACUGUUGUGUCUUCCUUAUUUUUGCACCUGUACUGUCAAUUAUUUGCAGUUGCAUGCUCUGCAGGUAGCACCCUAUGCUGUUCCUUUUAUACUUUUAUUCAGCUGCUUCAAACCAUAUGUGAUUUGGGAGACAAGCUGAUAAAGUCCUUCAAGUGUGUGCCCAUAAUAAGAGAUGGUAGCUGGUGAACAGUGGUGCCAAGAACCCUUUCCCCAGGGCACACAUACUCUGGAACAGCCACUUUGAUCCUUUCUGUUUUUAGCUGUUGUGAGUAGCAGGGGUUGCCAGGAGCUUCUCCGAUCCAUGAAUUGUUAUGAUGGAGUUAAGAAGAACUGAACUUGUAGAAAGUAGAAUAAUAGAAAUCCAUUUUGCCAUAUGCAAGGGAAGUUACUAUUGUAUAUAUUAUUAUAUUAUAUACUCUCCCCCCACCUUUUUUCCUUAAAAGCCUGAGUAAAGUAAAACAGUAUUAACACUACAGGAUGGAAGAAAACAGUUUUUGACUAACACUGAGAUGUUCGGAUGCCAAAUACAGUCAAAUGGAAAUGAUGACUGCUUGGAUCCACAGACUCUUUCUUAUCAAUACAGCUGAUGGCCAAACGUCUAGAAUGUGAUAACACUGUAUGCCUGUAUACAUUAUUUCUCACUCCUGGAGUAUAAAAAUCAAUUGUUGCUACUUAGUAAUUUCCCAAGAGUAAAUUAUUUAUGAAAAAAAAUUGAGUCUGAAUCUCAAGGAUAACUACUCAUUCCUCUUGGGAAACACCCAAACAGAAAGGAGUUUUGGGUAGGUGAAGCUAUCACAUUAGCUCCUAGCACAGUUCUUCCUCAAGCCUAUGCAGUUAGUCUUGCAUUAAUAGUUUCGGUUAUUUGGGGAUAUGUCAGACAGCUCUACUUGUAUUGGCAUGUCUCUGCCAGCCUUCCUAGCGCUUACACAACAGGAGCUCUCCUGAGGCCCUCUGUAAUCUUGUCAUACAGCAUCAGAGCAUGUUGUAUAUCCACUUUUAAAUUUUUUAAAUAAAAUUAGGAAGAAGGGAGGGUAAUAAAAUAAUAUUUGCACAUGGGUAAAAUAAAUCAGAUAUUACUGAAAGUUUUUAUGGUGAAGAAUAGCAGUCCCUUUGUUUCUUCCCCAUCCCCAACUUCCUAAAGGCAUCUACGGUUUUUAGCUAUUUGCUCUGAUGUUUACCUAAAUAAUUAUGAAUAAUAUACUGCUAUUUCUUAUCAAUAUUGGACAUUAUUCACUUUCUUUAAGAAAAAUGAUGAAGCAAAAACCAGAUCCAUUUGCUCAGUUUCUCUGGUCUGAAUAUUUGUGUCUCCUCAAAAUUAAUGAAUGUUGAAAUUCUAAUGCCCGCUGUGAUGGUAGGAGAGUGGCUUUUGGCGGGUGAUUGGGUCAUAAAAGGACAGAACCCCCAUGGAUGAGAUUAAUACCCUUAGACAAUAGGCCUGAGAGAGCUCCACUGCCCUUCGCCACAUGAGGACACGAAGUCCACAGCCUGAAAGAAGGCCCUCACCUGAGCAUGGUGGUGCCCUGAUGUUGGACUUCCAGCCUCCUCCAGAACUGAGAGAAAUAGAUUUCCGUUGUUUAUAAGCCACCCAGUCUGUGGUAUUUGUUACAGCAGCUCAAACAGACUAAGAAACCAACUUUUUUUUCUUUUUUUUUUUUUCACUUAAAGCAAGCUUAUGUAAUUAUGAUAUAUGAAUACUACUCAUUGCAAGGGCAAGUUCUAUAUAUAUUACAUUAUGUUCUCUUCCUGAUUUAGCCUUUUUCCUAGGAUUUUUAUCUGUCCCUUUCUCAUCUACUUAGGAAAUUUGCUUUAAGCGCAUCUCUAAUAGUUUAUAAAUAUUCCUUUAUAUCAACUAUUCUUUGAGUCUCUUUUUCCAGGAGAACACCCCUAGAGCCCUUUUCCCUCCUCCAGUCAACUGGUUGCGCAUCUUAUCUGCUGCACGGCUGUAAUCUGUGGACUUCUAUUCUACUCUUGGAUGGAAUUUACUAAUUACUCCAUCUCCCAUGUUUUUGGUGGCCUUCAUCUUAAAAUAGUUUCUCAAGAAAAGAAUCUGUGGGAGUAAUUUUUUCAGCCUGUAGCAUGCUAGAAAUGUUUUUAUUCUGCUUUAUAUUUGGUAUGUAAUGUGGACAUUAUAGACUGAAAAUCAUUUUUCCUUAGAGUUUUGAAUGCAUUGUUAACCUUUUUCCCCUAAUUUUCCAGAAUUGCUAUUGAGAAUUUGACAUUCUGAUGUUCAUUCUCUUAUGCGUGUCCUGUUCCCACCCUGCACCCAGGGUUUUUCUCUAGUGAACCUUUAAAAACUCAUCAUGUUUGGAUACUCUGUGGACCCUUUCAAAGUGGGAUUUGGGUGCAUUGGCUUCCAAACAAGACUUAAUGUAAUUUUUUGACUAACUAUGCCUGGGGUCUUCUAUAGUUUAGUUCAAGGAAAUGAUUUGUGUUAUUUCUUUAUUAAGUGUCACCCUGUCUUUUUGGAAUGCCAGUUGUUGAGAUUUAGGAUAUCCUUGAUAGACCUUUAAAGUUUCUUUUCUCUCAUUUUUUUCUGAUACUUUUGGAGGGUUCUCUUCCACUUUGCCUUUCAGUUCUUCUAUUGACUCUGUUAAUAUUUUGACCAUUAUACUCUUUUUGAAAACAUUUGACUAUUUAAUUGGCUGCACUGGGUCUUCUCUGACACACAGGCUCUAGACGCACAGGUUCAGUAGUUGUGGCGUGUGGGAUCUCCAGUCGUGACACAGGUUUAGUUGCCCCUCAGCAUGUGGGGUCUUAGUUCCCCAACCAGGGAUCAAACCACGUCCCCUGCUUUAGAAGGUGGAUUCUUAACCACUAGACCACCAGGAAAGUCCCUGGUCAUCAUAUUCUUAAUUUGCUAAUGCUCUUAUUCUGAUUAUUUUUCUUUUCUUUUUUUUUUAAAACAUUUGAUUCCUGUUUUGUGAAUUCAUUAUCAUCUUACAUCUGUUUGAAAGCACUAAUUAAAAUUUUGUUGAAGUUUUCUUUUCUACCCUGAAUUACCUACUUUCCCUCCAUUUUGUGUUCUACUUUAUUCGUUUCAGUCUUCAUGUUUGCCAAACUUUCUUCUGACAGGUUUUUUGUUUUUUAAUAUUUCAUAUUAAAUCUGAAAAACUGAUUGGAAGCUUUGUGUCUGGGCAGGAUCUGUUGAUAAGUGGCCUUUUUAGGUCAAGUAGAGAAUCAGCCCUUGUUUAAGAGGAUAUUUGUUUUAGAAGUCUGUUAUCUGGAGAAGAAACUUCUCUCCAGGUUGAUUCACUGUUGCUGAGUGGAUGUAACCAACUUUUUCUUAUCCAGUAGCUGCAUAGUAGUCUCAGCAUAUUUGACACCUGUGAAUUCAACCUUACUUAUGCUAAAUAGGCAGCAGCAUUUACAUAUUAGCAGGCAGCAGGGAGCAACUCCAGUUCUGAGUAAGACUCCACCCUGCCACUCAUACUGAUACAGUGUUAAAACUUGGACAAAAUGCACUGAGCAGCUGCUUGAGAAUUCUGAAAAGUAAACAGCAGGCAGAGCGGGAAAGAAGACCAUGGUUCACAGUACAACCAAACCAGUGGAAUAUAUUAAAGGAAUCUGUGAACCUGAACUAGAAGAAAGAGAAUGUUACCCCAAGGCCAUGCACUGCAUUUUUGUUGGGGCACAGAGCCUGUUUCUGAAGAGCUUGAUUCAGGACACCUGUGCCGAUCUCUGCAUUCUCGACAUCGGUCUCCUUGGCAUCAGAGGAAGUGCAGAAGCUGUGGUCAUGGCUCGGAGUCACAUUCAGCAGUUUGUAAAGCUCUUUGAGAAUAAUGAGAACCUACCCAACAGCCAGAAAGAAUCAGAGGUAAAAAGGGAAUUUAAACAAUUUGUUGAAGCCCGUGCAGACAGUUACACAAUGGAUUUGUUAAUUUUACCCACUUCCUUGAAAAAAGAACUCUUGGCACUCACCCAAGGUGAGGAGAAUCUAUUUGAAACAGGAGAUGAUGAUGUUGUUGAAAUUAGAGAUUCUACACAAGCAGAGUUUAUGCAGAAUGCUGCCACAGGGCUGACUAUUUCCAGAGAUGAAAUUGUUUUGCAGGAAGAUGCAAGAAAUAAAGCGGGGACUCCCGUUUCUGAGCUCACAAAACAAAUGGACACAGUCUUUUCUAGUUCACAAGAUGUACUUUUUGUUCCAAUAAAUGGUGUAACGCCAGAUGAAGAGGCACUUUCCAAAGACAGAGUUUGUCACAAAAGGAGGUUUUCUGAUUCUGAAGAAAGGCAUACCAAGAAACAGUUUUCUUUGGAAAAUGUUGAAGAGGGAGAGCUUCUACAUGAUGGUAAGACAUUAGCUGGAAGUGUAAUCAUUGACGUCUCUGAUUCUUCUACUGAGGCCGAAAAUUUAAGUCCAGACGUAAAAGACACUACUGAGGAAAUGGAGUACAACAUUCUUGUGAACUUUUUUAAAACCAUGGGCUAUUCCCAAGAAAUUGUUGAAAAGGUCAUUAGGGAGUAUGGGCCAUCUACUGAACCGUUAUUACUCUUGGAGGAAAUUGAAAAAGAAAAUAAAAGAUUCCAAGGAGACAGAGAACUUUCACCUGGUACUGUGUAUCCAGAGACCAGCAGAACCAAAAAUAAAGGUGUCUGUAGCAGCAUAAAUGAGCUUACAGCAGAUUCCACUCCAAAGAAAACACAAACUCACACACAGCAAAAUAUGGUGGAAAAUUUUUCUCAGUUACCAUUCAGAGUUGAAUCAAAACCAUGUACCUCAAAUUGCAAAAUUAAUACUUUCAGAACAGUGCCAGUAGAACAGAAACAAGAAACCUGGAGUUCAAAUCAGAACUACAUUUGUAACAUAGACCUUGAGACCGAUGGCCCUUUACCCGCUGUUGUCCCUUCAAGUCCCAAAGAAGUUGUCAGUUUUGUUUCAAGAGGAGCUUCAAGUCACCAGCCCAGAAUUCCGGUUUUUCCUGAAAAUGGUUUGCAGCAGCAAGCAGAACCUUUGCUUCCAAAUAGUAUGAAGUCUGCCUGUGAAAACCGCCCGAGGUGUUGUAGCUCUCCUCAGUCUAAGCCCGGCUGUCCACCCCUUUCUCCACCGAUGCCGCUCUCCCAGCUGUUACCUUCAGUUACUGAUGCUAGGUUGGCGGGACCUUCUGAGCAUAUUGAUUGCUCAGUUACAGGGGUUCAAAGAUUUCGAGAUACUCUGAAAGUGCCCUACAAGCUGGAAUUAAAAAAUGAACCAGGGAGGACGGAUUUGAAGCACAUUGUUAUAGAUGGAAGCAAUGUUGCAAUUACCCAUGGUCUGAAAAAGUUCUUUUCUUGUCGUGGAAUUGCAAUUGCGGUUGAAUAUUUUUGGAAGCUCGGCAACAGAAACAUCACUGUAUUUGUUCCACAGUGGAGAACAAGGCGGGAUCCUAAUGUCACAGAACAGCACUUCUUAACCCAGCUCCAGGAGCUUGGAAUAUUAUCUUUAACUCCUGCACGGAUGGUCUUUGGAGAAAGAAUUGCUUCUCAUGAUGACAGGUUUCUACUACACUUAGCGGACAAAACUGGUGGCAUAAUUGUAACAAAUGAUAACUUCAGAGAGUUUGUGACCGAGUCAGUCUCCUGGAGAGAAAUAAUUACAAAAAGAUUGCUCCAGUAUACCUUUGUGGGGGACAUAUUUAUGGUUCCUGAUGACCCUCUGGGAAGAAGUGGACCUCGAUUAGAAGAAUUUCUUCGGAAGGAAGUCUUCCUUAGCUCGGGUUCCAGUCUCGUGUCAUAUGUGGUUCCAGGGCUGGUGACAGUCAUCGGGGAAACGGAGCCUGGGCAGGCAGGGGGUUUGCCCAGAAACUGGUCAUCAGCACGCAGAGUAAGCCCUGGAGCUGCAGCACCCGAGCCCCAGGGCUUCUGGAAUCAGCCCCCUGCCACCUCCUCCCACAAGACUCCGCGCCGCAGACAGUGGCCUCUGGGGCUUUCCUUCCCACUCCCUCCACUGGUCCCCAGUGAGCCCGACUUGGCCUCGCAGCCUGAAACCCAGUCUGGGGUCAGGCCUGGGCAGGCCCUGCCCUCUCCCCUCGCGGCUCUCAGAGAGAGGAGGAGGGGGCCUCCCCUGAAAAGAAUGCGCUUGUCUGCCCGCCUGUCUGGCUCCGGGAUCAGUCUAGGGUUUCAGCCACCAAAAAAGGCUGCAGGAAGGAGAGGGCCUCCUGUGGUUGGCCGGGAGAAGCUACGGACACUGGCUCACACGACCUCCCAGACCAGAGGGUCCCUCGACGGCGACAGCAGGUCCCACCCCCACCUUGCAGCCCCUUCCCACUGAGGUGGUCAGGGCCCUGCCGCUUACUCCCAUUUUAAGGCUAAGGAACCUGAGGCCAUGGUAAGUGGUGGGCGGAGGGCUGAAGCCCCAGCACCAAAUCCUCUGCUCUGCUUGCCAGCCCCUCUCCCCCGUCCCCCAGCUGUCCCGAGCAGCCACUGCGUGCCUGGGGCAGUGCUGAGGGAGGGGAGGAGGCCAGAAGGGCCCUUUCCAAAGCACCCCAUGCUCCGCCGGCCCUAGCAGUGAAGGUGUGUGGGCCCUGCUCUGGCCCUUCUUGCUGUGUGAUCUAGAGGGAGUUACUCACCCUCUCAGAUGAGGCCAGUCCCCUCAUCUCUGAAUAAAAGUGAGGGCACCACCCUCAUAAUGGGUGGUUUUCAAUCCUGAUGUGCAUCAGAGCCACCUGGAGGAAGGGCUGUAAAUACGCUGGCACCCAGGCCUCACCCCAGACUGGGGAGAUCAGUGAAUGGAAGCCCAGGGAUCCCAGCGAGCCCCUGACUGAGAACCGACAUCCUGUGAAGAGUUGGUCCCUCCAGGAUGAAAUCCCAAGACAAGGGCCUGGCCCCUGACAGUCCUUCCCUUUCCUGACACCCACCUUCCUUCCCGCAUGUGGCUCCAGCAAGGGCUCGUCCUCAAAGUCUCAUCCAACUUCCAGUAUUUUACAAAUCCUCGGCCCCGCAGAGGCAACACUCGGAGCAGGAGGAGAGCAGAGGGAGCGGGGGGAUGGGGCCCUCUCUCCUGUGACCAGUGGCUGGAGCUGGCUUGGCCAUUUCUCCCACCACCAGCCCAGCUGUGUGUCCUCGCUUCCCGGCUCUACUUACACCUGGGGACGGUUUUGAACGAGGACAGAGUGGAGCUCCUGGUGACCUCCUAGCACAUCGGCCUCUUUUCUACCAAGCAGGGGCCUUCCUGCCACCCGUUACCCGCCCUGUAGACCCCUGUCACUGCUCCACACGUGCUGACAGGGCCUGGGAGCCCAGCAGGGUCAAUGCAUGCCUUGAAGACAGGAGGAGUCCGCCACAUGAAGACCUCCUAUUUCAACAGGCAGAGGCCAGCGGGCUUGGGCUCCAGCAGCCCCCAGCUGCUAGGUGAAGCAAGCCCUCGUCCAGAUCUCAUCUGCUGCCCCGCUGGGAGAGGCGGUGUCUUCCUUCAGAUUGUUUCUAGUCGUCUGACACUUCCAGCUUUCUUGGCCCAGGGCCUGAACAUGAGCUUUGAGCAUCAGUCUGAGCAUCACCAGCAGAUGGAAGUUGUGCUGUGUGGGGACAAUGGAAGGUGACUGGCUGAUGGCACAAGCCAGCUGAUGGGAAGAGGCCCUCAUCCGCCACAGCGCUGGUGGCAUCAGGGGGCUUCCUGCCUCGGAAGUCUCAGCAUCCAGCCCGAAGCCGUCUGCCGCUGCCACGUGAGAAUUACCGUCAGAAUUACUGUCCCAGCUUCACCCACCUUGGGGCCUCCAUAUCCGCCAUCACUGUCAAGGUGACUCCCAGGAAAGUCUGAGGCCUGGGGUUGAGAGCCCUCCCAACAGGAAGUGACUUGACGACAUGAGCCUCGACCCUCUCCCUUCCCCACGGCCCCAUCCAGAUUGAACCCAGACCCCAUUUGUCUGGUCUUUCCAGGUGUCCUUCACAGUCCCAUCCGCAGCUGUUCACCCUCUUCCUACUUGGGUGGGUCUCUACAACUCCCCAUUGGGGCAGGCAAGAAUGAUUCCCCUAUCCUACAGAUGUGAAAACAGAGGCAGGGCUGUUCUGAGAUGAGACCUGCAGGGCCAAGACUUGAACCCUUGUGUCCACACGCCUGUGAAUAACUGUCCAGUGAAUGACUAUCCAGUGAAUAACUCCGGAAGCCACAGUGGGGUGUCCAUGCAUCCACUCACUGAUGUCAGUCUCUAGUCCCUUCUGAGUAUGACUUUUCUGCUGGAAUGGGCAAUGAUAGGGGGCUGACCGCCUACCUGGGCGAGGAGACCAGAGACAGAAGUGUGAGUGUGGUGGAUGGGGGUCAGCCUGGUGGAGGGGGUGGGGCUGUGGAUGGAGAGCGCUCAGGGCAGAGGAACAGCAGCUGGAGAGGAAGACCAUAGGGGAGGCUGAUGACAUCAGGGAAGAGGGCUUGCUUUGUCCUAAGGGACGUGUUCUGCCUUCUUAUUUCUCUGAAUUUUGGGCCAGCUGGGGUACACAGUCCACUCUUGGGAAAAGCCUUCCCCAAGCCUGUACCCGCACCUUGCAGACAGCCCUUGCUCCAGCCCUUCCUGGCUCUUGGAACGGAAAGUUGGCCUAAGUUUCUGGCUGACCCAGCUCUGCUCCUGCGGUGGGUAGAAGGGGUCACUGGGGAUGGGCUCCACCCAAGGAAUCCCCACUGGGCUCCCAGGAGACACCCCAGGAGCCCCACCUGUUAGCAGCAUGUGGUGGCCUUUCACCAAAUGGUCACGCCUGGACCUUCCCCCAAGACUGCUGGGCAGCAACACCUUGAGCCCUCCAUUUGUCGCUUCCCUAAAGAGCCAGGACCAAGGGGUGUUCUGUCCAGCCGCCUGUGACUGCCGAGUUGCAGGGCCUUCCCUGGUAUAAGAAAGGCACUUUGGCUCCUCUCUGGGAAAAGGGCAAUUUGGCUUUUCUAGGGGCAGAGAUUCGUUCCUAAUCACUACAGUGUAUAACCUCCCUAACUUCUGCACGCCUCGGUUUUGGUCAUCUCCAUUUCGCAAGAUAAUGCCUGUUGUCUGCCUUAUAUUAAUCAAACAGACUUAAUUCCUUUGUCCUUUUUUUAAACUUUUUUGUUUUAACCAAAUUCAUUUGUUUAUUAAGUUACUGGGUUUUUAUUAUGUGCCAAGCAGCAUGUUUUGCUAAAUUCAAUAUAAUUCAUGAGGGAAAUAAAAAGCUCAAGAAAGAGAUCACUCUAAUUCAUAAAGCAGUUUCAUUGCAAAAUUUGCAAACCAAGUGAUUUCGGAUAAGCUUUUGUUAAUAAAAUAUUUUAAAUCUGA